Molecule: messenger RNA, 4044 nt
Organism: Manduca sexta (tobacco hornworm)
Lineage: Eukaryota; Metazoa; Arthropoda; Insecta; Lepidoptera; Sphingidae
Gene: nhr
Product: orphan steroid hormone receptor 2
Exons: 11
Coding region: 229-1677 (482 amino acids)
Biological process (GO): cell differentiation; regulation of transcription by RNA polymerase II; anatomical structure development
Molecular function (GO): nuclear receptor activity; RNA polymerase II cis-regulatory region sequence-specific DNA binding; zinc ion binding
Source: RefSeq, a predicted model, not a curated record
UGCCACUCAAAAAACCUACCGAACAAUUUGUCACGUCAUAGCAUCUUCAUUCAACAGUUCAUUCUUUUAUUUUGUUUUCAUUUUCUUUUAGUUUUGAUCCCACGAAAAAUACAGUUAUCACAGCUAUAUUAGUGUUUUAUUAACUUUUUAUUAUUGAUUUACGUGUGUCGUAAUAUAGUUAACAUAAAUGUCGCAAAAAAAUUGGAUUUCCAAAGAAUAAAUUACGGUAUGAUGGAGGGUCAAGAUCAGUUGGAGAUGAAGUUCAGCACAAGCGAUGAUGUUGGUGGUGUGGAACUGUGCAUAGUGUGCGGUGACCGAGCUUCCGGCAGACAUUACGGUGCCAUCAGUUGUGAAGGUUGCAAAGGGUUCUUCAAGCGCUCGAUCCGCAAGAAGCUGGGGUACCAGUGUCGCGGCAGCAUGAACUGCGUGGUGACGAAACACCACCGUAACCGCUGCCAGUACUGCCGGCUGCAGAAGUGCCUCGCGUGCGGCAUGAGGAGCGACUCGGUCCAGCACGAGCGAAAGCCUAUCGUCGACAAGAGCAAGGGGGAGCCGCGCGAGGGCAUGCACGACAGGCAGGCGGCGUACUCGAAGCUGCUGGGAUUGGCGGGACAGGCGCAGGCGCAGAUAAACCCAAAGGAAGAGCCUUCAGACAGCAUGGGCGCGGUGUCCACGGCCGCUCCAGCUAUCAACUUUGCUCUAGCUGCAGCCGUCGCGUUCAAUAAAGGCAAUCCAGUGUCACCAUACUUAAAUCCCGGCGCUCCGAGUGACAUCGAGGGCGCUCGCAGACAGCAAAUAAUGUUGCAGACACAGCUCGCAAAGAAUCUGUUCAAAAUGGGUCAGUUCGGUGCAAUAAACGAGUAUCUUCAGUCUGCAUACGGCGCGACUCCGGCAGAGAUGCCUCUCUCCGCGCUGCAUGCUGCCGCCGAGACGCAGCAGAAUGAUGAAGAGGGCGCGUCGCUGUGCGGCACGUCGCCGCUGACGCUGUCGCUGCCGGGCGCUGCGCCGGCGCCGCUGCGGCUGCACGCGGCGUGCGAGGCGGGCGCGCGCCUGCUCGCCGCCACCGCGCGCUGGAUCCGCGCCGUGCCCGCCGCCGCUGCGCUACCAUUCGAAAUCCAAGUGACACUGUUCAAGAAGUGCUGGCCGGAGUUGUUCGUGCUGGGGCUGGCGAAGUUCUCUGCUGCUCUGUCUCUGACCACAUUACUACCGCUGCUGGUGAGCCAUCUGCACUCGGUGCUGCGGGAGCGCGCUAGCUCCGGCGGGUUGGACAGGUCCGCGGACUUGGCUCAGCCUGAGAUCACAGCGGCUGACUACUCGGAUGAGCGCAUAGCGGAGAUCAGCGGCAACCUGACGCGGUUGCAGCAGUUCAUCACCACCAUUGAGCAGCUGCGAGUGAAUGAGAGAGAGCACGCACACCUCAGGACCCUGUGCCUAUUCUCACCAGACGGCGUCCCAGACUUCCUAACACGCAAGCUCCAAGAAUACCAGUCAAAAGUCCUCCGCUCUUUGAAAAACGUCUGCCAACCAGACGAAGAAAGGGUCUCACGCCUGCUCCUGCAGCUACCUCCGCUCCGGGCUUUCCCGGGACCUUUCCUGGAGGAUGUAUUCUUCGUGGGCUUCCUGGGAGACGUCAGUAUUGACGAUGCUGUGCCUUAUCUACUGAAUGCUGAGCGCUAAGCCGGAUGAGCCUUUUGAUCAGGAUUAACUGAUCAUAAUCUUUGCAGUCCAGGUUAUGAGACUUCGAAACAUCAAAAUGUAUGUGCAUUUUUCCUGGUAAAAAAAAUUGAUGUUGAUGAUGCAAUCUACUAUUGCGAUGUGUUGGAUAAUCGCCAUUUCCAAUUAAUGAUCCCAAUCGCUUUUUCAAUCUAUCUCAAAAAUUUACCAAUCAGAACAAAGUAUUAUAAGAAGGAUAUGAUAUAUGAGGAUUAUAUAGGAGGAUUAAUACAUGGUAGUAAUGCGCCUACACAGUAGUUGGUGGAAUUUAAUAUAGUCAGAUAUAUCACAAUAAUUCACUAUAAGUGCUACACAUUGACUUUGCAACGGUUAGGGAAAAUGCCUCUCUGUUCAAUGUGGCCUUUUACAAUGUUUGACAACUCAUCAAAGAGGAAAAACUGGUGUUAUAAUAUUAUAAUGAAGGUAGUUUUGACAGGGGCGACGAUAAGUGUGGCAACAGUAUUUUUUACAUGAUUAUUAAUGAGUUAUUUUGAUUGGUUCAUCUUCGGGAUCAGAUUGAAGAUUGAGAUUGAGAUCGUACAGAAAACAGCUGUCAAGUAACAUGAACAGACAUGUGUUCUUACUAAUAUUAAUGGCUAAUUUCAAUGAAUGAUCUUAAAUGCUACCUUUGGAUUGACAGAAAAACCACCAAGCAGUAUAAACUAUGUUUGACAUAAUAACAAAUAAUCUUACACAUGUCAGUGGGAUCCUGUAUUUAAGCCUUUUAAAAAUACAGGAUAUCUCUUUAUUAUUACUUAAUUCCCAUUGAAUUGUGUUUUGUUGUGUUUUGUAUAUUUUUAGUAGUGUCGAUCACUAACAUUUAGAGAAAACAUUAAUUCAAUAUGCUAACAAGAAAAGAAAAAACAUUUAAUAUCUCACUUAACAACUGUCAAUCCCCUUUAUUCAUUUUCUCCCAUUAACAAGUCUCCAAUGUAAAGACAUUCAACUAUAUUACCUCAGAAGUCUGCAGUCUGUAACAACGUGACAUUGGCGGAAUUGCUCCAUAAGCAAGCUCAUCGCCAGUAAUCAAAGAAGAACAAAUGAUUUAUUUUGAUUGGUUUAUACUUACCAGUGAUCUGUAUGGAUUGGGGCUGUUUAUUGAAAUCGGGCAUUAUUGCAAUAAAUCUGGCGGCUUUUUGGUAUCACUUGUUAGACAUUAUAUUUGGUGUCAAGCCACUGAUUGCCUCGGUGGCGUAGUUGAACGGCAGCGCUCUGAGGUCUUGAAUUCGAAUCCCGGAUCGGGCAAAGUGAAAUUUGAGUUUUUCUGCUCAGUAUCAGCCCGGAGUCUGGAAUUUGUGCCUGAUAUGGCGAUAGGCUCGCCCCCUGUCACAUCAUGGGACGGAACACUUGACGAAAAGUGGGUGCCCUCGUUGCAUCUCUGCAUACCCCUUCGGGGAUAUAUGCAUGAUGUUGUGUGUUUGUGUGUGGCACUAGGAAAAAAUCCAACUACCUACACACUGGAGUAGCCAAGACUAAUAAUAGAUGCAUCAACUCCUAUUUUACAAAAACGAAAUAAUGUAUGUCUAGAAACAAACUGAAAAGAUAUUGAAAUAUCUUAAAAUAAUGACCAGUAUAUUUUUUUAUUACUAUUAAGUUUAAUUAGAGUUGCACAAAGAGAUGUUUGAUGAAAGAUGUAUAUCUAAUAUUAUAAAGAAAUGUUUGCGAGUGUUCGUAGAGAUAAAUAUGUGCAAUUACUCAAUUUAUUCUAGAUAUUCUGAAACUGUUAAUAGAUUAAUACACUGUAUAUUACUCCAAGAAACGCGGUAGCAAGGAAAUAAUAAAUUUGCUCAUGAUGGAUAUAUUUUAAAUCGGCCAGGAUAGCGACCACCGUACACAAGGUGAUAAAACCUGCCAUAUUGGCCCACGUGUGUCGCGUUCCGAGAUCAGCCUACAUAUAUCCUGUUCCAACAGGCCGGCAUAAUUGUGUCGACUGUCGAGAAGUAAUCAUCUCUCGUCAGUCGACAUUCUAUUGGACCCCAUACCACUUACCAUCAGGUGCUGUGGGGUGCAUGUAUAAAAAAAUAAUAAUAAUAACUAAAUUUGCGAGCAAAUGUUAAUAAAAUAAUUUAAAAAGGCUAAAUUGUGUCAAAAUAAAGUGCCUUCAAUAUUUUUUUAAAUGUUAUGUCGGUAUAAAUGUGUUGUUCUACUUUCACGUAGCUGUAUUUUUAAUUAAGACUAAAGUUAGGGUUUAUUAAUAUCUGUCGUCCAUAGUUUUAGUGUUAACUUAGUAUUUAAAGUUUAUAUGCAUAUUUGGAAAAAUUAUAAACAGAAAAUUAUUAAUGUGGAAUAUGUUGGUGCUUUCGCAGAAAAAUAAACUAAUUCAAGAUUAUA